This is a messenger RNA of Theileria equi strain WA, 195 nucleotides long. RefSeq lists its product as hypothetical. The record is from RefSeq and is a predicted model, not a curated record. The coding region runs from base 1 to 195 and encodes 64 amino acids. NCBI's taxonomy places the organism in Eukaryota, Apicomplexa, Aconoidasida, Piroplasmida, Theileriidae. The transcript has 2 exons.
AUGGACUGGAGAACAAUCGGCAAGUCCUACACACCGCAAGUGGAAGAAAAGAGGUCGAUUACCCCGCCGGAUUCUCCAAGGAAAAAGCAAAGAAUACCAGAGUAUUCAAGGUUUCCCUUUAUCGUUGGUAUCGACGAAAAGCGGCAAAAGGAUUGGAUCGAUCAAAGGGCACCGUACUCUCAAGAGGUAAGUUAA